Messenger RNA from Pleurotus ostreatus (oyster mushroom), 762 nucleotides. RefSeq lists its product as uncharacterized. NCBI's taxonomy places the organism in Eukaryota, Fungi, Basidiomycota, Agaricomycetes, Agaricales, Pleurotaceae. The record is from RefSeq and is a predicted model, not a curated record. Bases 1 to 762 code for a protein of 253 amino acids. The transcript is spliced from 4 exons.
AUGAGCUCAAGGUCAAAAGGUUCCUCGAGGAGUAGCAUGUCUCGCGAUGACGUUGGAUCCUCACUUACGCCCGCCGAGAAGGCAAGGGAGAAGAGAUUGAGGGACGACCCCAUGGCGAAUGUCAUAGGACCGCUGUUCGUCGACUGCAAACGUUGCGGCGCGAGGAUCAAGUUGUCCCCCAAGAGUGUAUAUGAUCCCUUUCAUUGGAAGACGCACAAAGAGCGAUGCCUCAAGAAACCCCCCGGUGCUCUUGUCACAAAGAAGUCCAAUCCACAGAGGACCGGUACUCCGCAGUUAGUUAAUGAACUUCCCUCCGCCGCACAUACUCCGGUCAGCCCGAAGCCCGAUACUACGGUCUCUACCACACCGCCCUUGACACCUGACAAGGAUGAUGGCCCCCCUGCUCGUCGAGACAGCGAGAGCAACGAUCAAUAUUUUCCCCCGCCCCCCGCCGACGCCGGAUCCCGCACCGCUGAUCACACGUUAAGAGAGUACCUCACAAGGACGCACCGCAAGUCUGUUUCUGACUCCUCGUCAGGAUCACAAGAUAACUGGCAGAAAUGGGACUGGUCACAACUCAAGUCGCCGGACUUCAAUGAUGGCGCUGGCGAAACUGGGAAGGCGGCGACGGUAUCUACCAUCAGCGCUGGCGGUGUUUUGCCUGGGGAAGAGUCGCUGAGCCCCAGGGAGCUCCAGCUCCGCCGCGACGCCAUCUUCUCGUUGAAUCUACUCUCUCAGUCAGCGCCAAGGCCCUUGACCUGA